Oreochromis niloticus (Nile tilapia) is the source of this 2478-nucleotide messenger RNA. It is a transcript of the gene rbm12, whose product is annotated as RNA binding motif protein 12. The record is from RefSeq and is a predicted model, not a curated record. Lineage: Eukaryota; Metazoa; Chordata; Actinopteri; Cichliformes; Cichlidae. The transcript has a single exon. Gene Ontology annotation, molecular function: RNA binding. Bases 1 to 2478 code for a protein of 825 amino acids.
AUGGCGGUAGUCAUCAGACUGCAGGGUCUGCCCAUAGUGGCUGGCACCAUGGACAUCAGGCACUUCUUCUCUGGCCUCACCAUUCCUGAUGGGGGAGUGCACAUCGUGGGGGGUGAACAUGGUGAGGCUUUCAUCGUCUUCGCCACCGAUGAGGACGCACGGCUGGGCAUGAUGCGAACAGGUGGGUCCAUUAAGGGCUCCAAAGUGUCGCUGUUGCUUAGCAGUAAGACAGAAAUGCAGAAUAUGAUUGAACUCAGUCGCCGCAGAUUUGAGGCUGGGGCAGGGGCUGUGGAGAUUGCUGCACCUACAGCAGGAAAUGCCAGUCGUCAAGCAAGUGCUGCCCCUAUACCCACAGUACAGUCUGGUGCAGGGGGGAGAAGCGGUAGCCAUGGAAAUCAGGGUUUUGGUAACACCCCGACUGCAGUGACGGCAGCAAGCUCAUCUCAGGAGCCACCAAAUAACAAGGCUGCAACCAGCUUGGCCAGCGUGGUGCCCAGCUUCCCCAACAGCUACAGUUCUGCUCCCACAAUCACCACAGCACUGGCAUCUCUUAAUGCAGGACCCCCACCCAUCCCUCCACUUCCCAGCAUGCCUUCCAUGCCUCCUAUGCCCACACUCCCUACUAUACCAGUUCCUCCUCCAGUCUCCUCCCUUCCUCCUGUUCCUACUGUUUCCCCACUGUCCCAAGGACCUCCAGUGCCUCCUAUGUCACACCUUCCGCACAUGUCCUCCCUACCUCCCUUUAACCCUUCCCUACCUCCCCCAGCUGGACUAGGCUCCGGCCUUCCUCUUGGGACACCCAACCAUAUGUUGUUUAACCCUCUUUCUCCUCUGGCUUCACUUGGCCUUCAAGCCCACAUGAAGGCGGCUGCUGCCGUAGCCACUGGGGGAGGAGCUGGCAAUCCUGAUGAGUUGUUUGUUCUGCUGCAAAACCUCCCAUUUUCGUGCUCAGAGGUAGAAGUCAGGGAAUUUUUUCGGGGUCUGGGGGUUGAUGCCGUUCGCCUGAUGAGGGAUGGACAGGGUCGGCCAACUGGUAGGGCUAUGGUCAAGUUCUUCUCACCCCAGGACAGCUUUGAAGCAGUGAAGCGUGGAGGUGGCAUGAUGGGCCAAAGAUUCAUUGAGAUCACUCCAGGCUCUGAGCGUCAGUGGGCCAGCCUCAAUGAUGGGUUGGCAGGCCAUGCUCCUCACAACAGCAGCAAAUCAAAUAGCAUUAAUGAGUCACAAGAUCUGCAGCACCGCCGUGGUAAUGUAGAGGCAGGAGGCAGAGAUCAACGAGCAAGGUCACGAUCUCCCCACCGACAGGAGUUCUGUGUGUACCUAAAGGGCCUUCCUUAUGAGGCAGACAAAAAACAGAUUAAGGAGUUCUUUAAGAAUUUGGACAUUGUAGAAGACAGUAUCUACAUUGCCUAUGGCCCCAAUGGACGAGCCACAGGAGAGGGCUUUCUUGAAUUCAAAUCAGAACAGGACUACAAGGGAGCUCUAGGUGCUCACAUGCAGUAUAUGGGCAGCCGCUUUAUUCAGGUUCACCCAAUCAGCCGUAAGGGAAUGCUGGAAAAGAUUGAUGCCAUUCGCAAGCGUGAAGCAGCACAGGGUGAUGGCAAGAACCAGGAUGGCUUAAAAACGCCCAGAAAUUGCGCCCACAUUACCAACAUACCUUACAACAUCUCCAAGAAGGAUGUUCGAGCCUUUCUGGAGGGUGUGGGCAUCUAUGAGGACACCCUGAAGGUCCUGACAGAUAGCCAUGGCAACGGUUUAGGACAAGCCAUCUUCCAACUGCGAACUGAGGAAGAUGCUCGCAAAGCUGAAAGACUGCACCGUCAAAAGCUCAAUGGACGGGAUGCCUUUGUCCAUCUUGUGACCUUUGAUCAGAUGAAAGAAAUUGAAAGAAAUCCUCCACCCCAAAAUAAGAGGGGCCAACGCAACCAGAACCAGCAGAACCAAAACCACCACCACCAAGCCCAAACAAAUCCCCAGCAACCCCAGAUCAAUCCUUUUGCUGGGAUUAGUGGUGAGGAGUUUAACUUUCUCAGAAACACUAUGGGGAACCUCAACAGCCCCCCAUUUGUGACUCCAUUUUCAGCUCCAGGAAAUGGGCUAGCAGGCCCUCCUCCUCUCCCACCACUGGCUGCGGGAUUGGGAGAUGUUAAUUUGGGCGUGGCUCCCCCACUAGUUGCAGGCCUUCCUGGAGCGCCAAUCUUGGAGCCACCUGGCUUUCGUAGUGGAGCUGCAGGAGGGGGUCCAUUCAGCCAGGAUGGGCUGAGAGGCUUGGUACCCUUUGACAAUGCCAACAGAAAAGGAAGUGGAGGAGGACAGAACCGAGGGGAGGGGCCAACAACAACCAGGGGCGGCCAGGUGGUGGAGCAGCGAGUGGACAGCCAGUGUUCACUCCAGGGGCAGAAGGUCUCCGCAACCAGCCAGCCCCUGGAGGAUCCAAUAAUCCCAGCAGUCAGCGUGGCGCUGCUGGCCCAACAAUUGUAA